AUGAGUACCUGGAGGAUGGCGGGAUUGAAUUACGUAAACUACUCCAAUAUCGCUGCUCGCACGCUAAGGAAGUCUUUAAAAGCCAAUUUGCGGGAAGAAGCAAGUAAGCGCGACCAGUCCGCCAUUCGUUACUUCUAUUGGGUCAAAGGAGAAAUGCUGCGGGAUGAACAACUACCACAAGGAAUAGCACCAAGAGAGGGUGAAUCCAAAGAAAGGAAGGAGGCAGAAGAGUUGGAAAGUUAG
Diatraea saccharalis (sugarcane borer) is the source of this 243-nucleotide messenger RNA. The record is from the annotation of a GenBank genome assembly. Lineage: Eukaryota; Metazoa; Arthropoda; Insecta; Lepidoptera; Crambidae.